AAAUAACAUCUCCAGUUGUUACGCGGUGUGCCUCGUGUAGCUUAAGCUCUGAUCUCUGCCAUGGCGGCGCCGUCCGGCCGGGAUCGUGUCGCCUCCGCGCUCCUUCUCCUCCUGCUGCUUGUUCUGGGCGCCGCGGAGACUACUGAGGCCAACGCCGCCGUUGAUCCCAACCAGGAGCGUCAGGUGCCGUGGAGUGCUGCGCCUGCACCCUCCCCCAUGAAUAUCAACUGCCGGAGCGCGUGCGCGUCGCGGUGCGCGCUGUCGUCGCGGCCGAACCUGUGCAACAGGGCGUGCGGGUCCUGCUGCGCGCGCUGCAACUGCGUGCCGCCGGGCACCUCCGGGAACUACCACAUGUGCCCCUGCUACGCCGCCAUCACCACCCGCGGCGGCCGCCCAAAGUGCCCCUGACGCCGCCCCGCCGCCCGCCCGCCGGUGACGAACAAGAACAAGAACGACAACCGACUCCCUUGCAUUGUGUACGACGUGUGUCUGACGAACAAUAAUGUUACCAUGGACGGUUCCGUUUAUAUGCAUCAUGCACGCAUUGCAUGCCCGUACGCUUAUUGGUU
Molecule: messenger RNA, 569 nt
Organism: Panicum virgatum (switchgrass)
Lineage: Eukaryota; Viridiplantae; Streptophyta; Magnoliopsida; Poales; Poaceae
Product: gibberellin-regulated protein 11-like
Exons: 3
Coding region: 61-408 (115 amino acids)
Source: RefSeq, a predicted model, not a curated record